GUGUGUGUGCGUGCACGGGGCGCUCUUUUUUCACAGGUCCCUUACCAGGAUGCGAGAAUCUGAACUGGGCCCCAGGACUGGGUGGGGGCGAUCGUCCCAGCCCCCACUCCCAACCUAGGGCCGGCGCGGUCGGGUUUUCCUCCGGCAGGCGGCGGGCUGACGGCUGCAGGGCGCGCUAGGCACGUGAGGCGGCAGCGCCGGCGCCAGCUGCAGAGGUGCAGCCCUGGCCGCCCGGCUCGCCUUCAGCAGGGGUUGCCCGUGCCGCUGGACCGCCGAGACUGCCCUCCCGGUUCCGGGGCUCGCGGCCUGCCCACCGCCCUCCGCUACGGCGGCCCCAGCCCACUCCUGCCCCUCCGUGCGUCCCCGCGCCACCCCUGCCAGGACCGUGAAUCCCUCUGGUUCCGGCGGCGGUGUUGGUCGUUUCGGAAGCGGGUGCGCUCGACAGCGGGCCGGGCAGCGGGCUCAGAGGCUGCCUUCGGCUCCUGCAGCUCCGCCGGUCGCCACUGGGGGCUGCCGCGCCAGAGAGCUCGGCGGGGACGGUGCGCACGGCCGCCGGGUUCCUGGGCGCCUCUGGCCGCUGGGCUUUCUCCACGGCUGGCCCUGUGCUGUCUCCGCAGCCCGCCCGACUCCCUCCCAGAUUGGAGCGUGUGAUCCGUGUGUGUGUGUGUGUGUGUGUGUGUGUGUGUGUGUGUGUGUGUUUGUGUGUGUCUGGAGGGGAGAGAGAAACCGGGUACGCGCGUAUGCGCGCGCGCGUGGGGAGCAGUGUGCAUGCGGGGAGUACGGGGGAGUGUGUUUGUGUGUGCGUGUGGGUGUGAGUGCCUGGCUCCCUCUCGCUGAGACACACAUACACUCACACAUACACAACCCGCAGGCUCGUCUGAACUUGAAGACACCCCACAUUCCAAGAUGCCCGAGGUUCCUGGGAAUGCCUGGGGUUCUUCGAUCCGGAAAAUCCUACCGGCAUCCUCCUAGGGAGAGAUUAUUAUUAUUAUUAUUUUCUUUAAUCUGGAAGAGAAGAGAGCAAGUUGUGCUUUUCCCCCCUUCUUCUUGCUAAAUGCCAUGGAUAUAACUGAAUAAGCGGCUCAGGGCUCUCCCCGCGUGGACGUCCGAGGCCACCAUCUGCCUGCGUUCGCCGGAGCCGCCGGAGCCGCCGGAGGGUUUAGCUCGAGUCUGUCUCGGGCGGGGAAGGAUGCGUGGCCGAGCAGGGGAGCCCGGGCGCCCCGCGGAGCCGGCCUCGGUGCCUCCCAGCCGGGGGUAGAUGCUGCCUCGCCCAGGCACCGUGGCCUGAGUGACCAGACCAUGGAGACCCUGCUUGGUGGCCUGCUGGCGUUUGGCAUGGCGUUUGCCGUGGUCGACGCCUGCCCCAAGUACUGUGUCUGCCAGAACCUGUCUGAGUCACUGGGGACCCUGUGCCCCUCCAAGGGGCUGCUUUUUGUACCCCCUGAUAUUGACCGGCGGACAGUGGAGCUGCGUCUGGGUGGCAACUUCAUCAUCCACAUCAGCCGCCAGGACUUUGCCAACAUGACUGGGCUGGUGGACCUGACCCUGUCCAGGAACACCAUCAGCCACAUCCAGCCCUUUUCCUUUCUGGACCUCGAGAGCCUCCGCUCCCUGCAUCUCGACAGCAAUCGGCUGCCAAGCCUUGGGGAGGACACCCUCCGGGGCCUGGUCAACCUGCAGCACCUUAUUGUGAACAACAACCAGCUGGGUGGCAUUGCAGAUGAGGCUUUUGAGGACUUCCUGCUGACGCUGGAGGACCUGGACCUCUCCUACAACAACCUCCAUGGCCUGCCGUGGGACUCCGUGCGGCGCAUGGUCAACCUCCACCAGCUGAGCCUGGACCACAACCUGCUGGACCACAUCGCUGAGGGCACCUUUGCAGACCUGCAGAAACUGGCCCGCCUGGAUCUCACCUCCAACCGGCUGCAGAAGCUGCCCCCUGAUCCCAUCUUUGCCCGCUCCCAGGCUUCGGCUUUGACAGCCACACCCUUUGCCCCACCCUUGUCCUUUAGUUUUGGGGGUAACCCACUUCACUGCAACUGUGAGCUUCUCUGGCUGCGGAGGCUCGAGCGAGACGACGACCUGGAAACCUGUGGCUCCCCUGGGGGCCUCAAGGGUCGCUACUUCUGGCACGUGCGUGAGGAGGAGUUUGUGUGCGAGCCGCCUCUCAUCACCCAGCACACACACAAGCUGCUGGUUCUGGAGGGCCAGGCGGCCACACUCAAGUGCAAAGCCAUCGGGGACCCCAGCCCCCUUAUCCACUGGGUAGCCCCUGAUGACCGCCUGGUAGGGAACUCCUCAAGGACCGCUGUCUAUGACAAUGGCACCCUGGACAUCUUCAUCACCACAUCUCAGGACAGUGGUGCCUUCACCUGCAUUGCUGCCAAUGCUGCCGGAGAAGCCACAGCCAUGGUGGAGGUCUCCAUCGUCCAGCUGCCACACCUCAGCAAUAGCACCAGCCGCACUGCACCCCCCAAGUCCCGCCUCUCAGACAUCACUGGUUCCAGCAAGACCAGCCGGGGAGGUGGAGGCAGUGGGGGCGGAGAGCCUCCCAAAAGCCCCCCGGAACGGGCUGUGCUUGUGUCUGAAGUGACCACCACCUCAGCUCUGGUCAAGUGGUCUGUCAGCAAGUCAGCACCCCGGGUGAAGAUGUACCAGCUGCAGUACAACUGCUCUGACGAUGAGGUACUGAUUUACAGGAUGAUCCCAGCCUCCAACAAGGCCUUCGUGGUCAACAACUUGGUGUCUGGGACCGGCUACGACUUGUGUGUGCUGGCCAUGUGGGAUGACACAGCCACAACACUCACAGCCACCAAUAUCGUGGGCUGCGCCCAGUUCUUCACCAAGGCUGACUACCCGCAGUGCCAGUCCAUGCACAGCCAGAUACUGGGCGGCACCAUGAUCCUGGUCAUCGGGGGCAUCAUCGUGGCCACGCUGCUGGUCUUCAUCGUCAUCCUCAUGGUGCGCUACAAGGUCUGCAACCACGAGGCCCCCAGUAAGAUGGCAGCGGCCGUCAGCAAUGUGUACUCGCAGACCAAUGGCGCCCAGCCACCGCCUCCAAGCAGCGCGCCUGCCGGAGCCCCGCCUCAGGGCCCGCCCAAGGUGGUGGUGCGCAACGAGCUCCUGGACUUCACCGCCAGCCUGGCCCGCGCUAGUGACUCCUCUUCCUCCAGCUCCCUGGGCAGUGGGGAGGCCGCGGGGCUGGGACGGGCCCCCUGGAGGCUCCCACCCUCCGCCCCGCGCCCCAAGCCCAGCCUUGACCGCCUGAUGGGGGCCUUCGCCUCCCUGGACCUCAAGAGUCAGAGAAAGGAGGAGCUGCUGGACUCCAGGACUCCAGCCGGGAGAGGGGCUGGGACGUCAGCCAGGGGCCACCACUCGGACCGAGAGCCACUGCUGGGGCCGCCCGCGGCCCGGGCCAGGAGCCUGCUCCCCUUGCCCUUGGAGGGCAAGGCCAAACGCAGUCACUCCUUCGACAUGGGGGACUUUGCGGCUGCGGCGGCGGGAGGGGUAGUGCCCGGCGGCUACAGUCCCCCUCGGAGGGUCUCGAACAUCUGGACGAAGCGCAGCCUCUCUGUCAACGGCAUGCUCUUGCCCUUCGAGGAGAGUGACCUGGUGGGGGCCCGAGGGACUUUUGGCAGCUCCGAGUGGGUGAUGGAGAGCACGGUCUAGGUGGGGGUGGGCAUGCUCCCUUUCCUGCGCGCAGGGUGGGAGAAGAAGGGGAAAGAAUCUCACUGGCAAGUGUUUGUGGAGUUUCCAUGGUGAUGUUUACAUCCAGGGACGGUUUCCUCUCCCUGUCAAUGGCCUCGUGUCCCCCCCCCAACCCCCAACACCCAUAUCACCUCCCCACCACCCGGCCGGGGUGUGCUCAGGGAAUGCGGACUCGCUCAAAUACCGGACUGAGCCCUGAGUGUUUGGAAAGGCGAGACUCCGCCUUUCUAAUCACAAAUGUAGCCUACAAGCAAGCGGCUUUGGAUUGCUUAUGGGUCUAGUGUUGUUUUUAUUUCUUAAUUUAUUUUUUUCCAUUUCCCAGACUCCUCCUCUUCAUUCACACGGAUAAUCGAGAGUUAAUCGUACAUAUGAAUGCGUGUUCCCAGCAGCCCUGGUACUGGGUAAUUGUUGCCAAUUGACAAGAGGAGGGAAUUAUUCUGUUUCCACACUUGUUUGGGGGAAGACUGUGGGGUUCCCUGCCCAGAGCUCUCAUUACUCCCAACCACCCCCACACCCGACACUGGAAGGGGUGAGUGACUGACCCCUAAUACCUGACCUAGUUUCCUUUGCUUCUCAAUCAUGACAUGCCACACCUAUCACAGAAGUUUGAACCAGAAGAGUAACUUCCUGGGUUCUUAUGUGUGGGGAGGGAGGAGGGCUUCAUGUUGUAGGGCACAAGGGAUCUUAACUUCCGGAGUUGCUUUGGGCUUGUUGCCACUCUUUCUGGGAAGCUGGCAUGGAAAGUCCCCCUUGAGCAUGUGGCAGGCCAGGAGGGCUUCUCUUAAGGAAAGCAGUGUGGGUGGCAGAAAGAGCAGUGGACUUGGAGUCCAAAGCUCAUGUGUCCAUAGUCACAUGAAGAGCCUGCUGAGUAACUGGGGCAAGACCCUUUUAUCUGUUGGCACCUGAAUUUGCCACUUUGCAAAAAUACUGGGAUUGUAUUAGGUCUCCAGUCCCUUUCCAGUUCUAUGGGCCUAUUAAUUCUUCAUGACUCUAGAUGUUAGGCCUUUUCGCUUAGUGAUACCAGAAGCACAAGCUGGUUACAGCAGUCCCCGUUCUUUUUACUGGGCACAGAGAAUUCUAGAAGCCUUGGAGGGGGGAAGUUGAAUCUUUUUAGAAUAAUAGGCUUUUGAAGCUUGGGGAGGUCUUUGCAAUCAUCCCAUCUUUAACCCUCCCUCUCCCUUCCACAGAGCAUAAGGGAAUUGCCCAAGGUCACACAGUGAGUUCAUGACCAGGUCAGGGCAGGAGCCAAGGCCACCUGCCUCCUGGCAGUGGUGUUUGGGAUCCAUGACCCUGUUUUCACCCUGCCUAGGGCAUUUCUAUGUCCAAAGGAUGCCCCAUGUUUGUUCUUUAAGAAAGUGGCUCAAGGUGGGAUGAGGGGAUGCCUGCUCUUGGUUUCUUGAGGAGGGUCCAUCCUUGGAAAUUACAGGGUGGAAUGGGAGGGGUGCAUAGGCUCCUUUCCAUCUAGGGAUAACCCCUCCCUGCCAGACAGUGGCAAGAGAAGGGGAAGAGGAGAUGUGCCCCCAGAGAACCUGCUGUAGACAGAUUGGAAUGACCUUCCCCUGUAUCCCUGUCCGGUGUCUACUCAUCAGCAACUCACUACCUCUCCCUCAGUCUCUCCAACUCAUUCUUUCCUCUCCCAACUCCUUCCAUAGACCUCUAUUUUCCCUCUUUUGUUCUUCCUUCUUCCACUUGCCAUCCACACAGCCCACAAUGCAUACAGGCAAGA
Messenger RNA from Chlorocebus sabaeus (green monkey), 5434 nucleotides. RefSeq names its product leucine rich repeat and fibronectin type III domain containing 2 (gene LRFN2). The record is from RefSeq and is a predicted model, not a curated record. Gene Ontology annotation, cellular component: postsynaptic density membrane; cell surface. NCBI's taxonomy places the organism in Eukaryota, Metazoa, Chordata, Mammalia, Primates, Cercopithecidae. Gene Ontology annotation, molecular function: protein binding.